Momordica charantia (bitter melon) is the source of this 1453-nucleotide messenger RNA. Its product is annotated as S-adenosyl-L-methionine-dependent methyltransferases superfamily protein. NCBI's taxonomy places the organism in Eukaryota, Viridiplantae, Streptophyta, Magnoliopsida, Cucurbitales, Cucurbitaceae. The record is from RefSeq and is a predicted model, not a curated record. Gene Ontology annotation, molecular function: S-adenosylmethionine-dependent methyltransferase activity. Gene Ontology annotation, biological process: mitochondrial respiratory chain complex I assembly. Gene Ontology annotation, cellular component: mitochondrion.
GGUAGAUGCGAUAUGGCCCCGUUUGGAAACAUGGAUAACGCGACCCUUAUCGGGAUAGUUCCAUCUCUACGCCGAUUUUGGUGCUCUGGGUUUCCGUUUAAGGAGUGUUUGGACGCGAGCUUACGGCCCAAGCCCAUUAAGAAUCCCGAAAAUUUCCCUCCUCUCUCUCUCCGGCGCAGCUCGGACGGUGAUCGAGAAAUGAGAGGACUGUCGCCGCCGAGAAUCAUAAGGUCGUUUUCACUGUUGAGGAGCACGAGACGGCGGGAUGAUCCACGCUCAAUCCUCUGCUCUUCUUUCUCUACAGGCGAUGAUAAUUACGAUAGUAGCAUCAGUAAUGGAAUGCAGAGCUCGAAGGUCAAGAUUUUUGAUCGUGAUCUCAAGCGCAAACAGCGCGACCGAGCUGCAUGGUUGAUGCGCCCAAAGGAUUCUCUUGUUGAUACGGUUGCUGAGAACUUAUUGGACCGUCUAGAGGAUUGCAAGAAGACAUUCCCUGAAGCAUUAUGUUUGGGGGGUUCAUUGGAGGCUAUCAGGCGAUUGUUACGUGGCCGUGGUUCGGUUGAAAAGCUGAUUAUGAUGGAUGCAUCACAUGACAUGAUAAAAUUAUGCAAAGAUGAUACAGGUGCACAUGAUCAGGACAUUGAAACAUCUUUUAUUGUUGGUGAUGAAGAGUUUCUACCCAUCAAAGAAAGUUCAGUAGAUCUAGUUAUAAGCUGCUUGGGUCUUCAUUGGACAAAUGAUCUUCCAGGUGCCGUGAUUCAGAGUAGAUUGGCACUGAAGCCAGAUGGGCUAUUUUUAGCAGCUAUUUUUGGUGGAGAAACCUUAAAGGAACUGAGAAUAGCAUGUACUCUUGCACAAAUGGAGCGUGAAGGAGGCAUCAGUCCACGAGUAUCGCCAUUGGCACAAGUGAGGGAUGCAGGCAACCUUUUGACAAGAGCUGGUUUUACAUUGCCUGGUGUCGAUGUCGAUGAGUACGUAGUUCGAUAUCCAAAUGCACUGGAUCUGGUGGAACACUUGCGUGCAAUGGGUGAAACAAAUGCCCUUUUACAAAGAAACCCUAUCCUGAAAAGGGAAACAGCCCUUGCAACAGCAGCCAUUUAUGAUUCCAUGUUUGCUGCAGAAGAUGGAACCAUUCCUGCAACAUUUCAGGUCAUUUACAUGACUGGAUGGAAGGAACAUUCUUCUCAACAGAAGGCCAAGAGAAGGGGAUCUGCCACCAUAUCCUUCACCGACAUCAAAAAACAAUUUGGAACUGACACUUAAAAUUCUUUAUUUUAUUUUUUUAAUAGUGGCAACUCUUUUGUUGUCUCUCAUGUUUUAAUCUCCCUUCCAAAUAAUUUGUAAUCCUAAAAAAUUUGGAAUCCUAAAAAGGACAGUGGUUUCAGCCAACCUGAACGCAUCUCAAUUUGUUAAGCUAUAUAUCUUCGACUAAAAAAUCAUCUGUUCCAAAGCUUAA